AUGGAUCAGAUGUCUCCGACAGAUCGACCUGCAGAGGCCAUACCGCAGGCUUCUGCGCCGCCCAAAGAUAGAGGCAAGUCCAAUGCCCCGAUCAGCACCCUUACUCCGUCUGCGCCCCCCGAUGUCGACGAUAACCCGAGAAGCCCGAAACGGCGUCGCAUCUCUACUGACGGCGUCGCGCCGGACGUAAAGCCAGAAACAAAGGCACUGGACUCAGGAAAUCCAACUGUACAUGCCAAUCGGCCUGCAAGCCCCCACGGCCAAGCACCAAACGAGGAAAGGAAGGCCCCGCAAGAGGAACAAGCAGGAAAUGCUACAAACGUCUCUAAAGGCGUCCAAGCACAGAAUAUCAUACAGCCGGCUUCAGGAGAUCAGCCUCAGAGUGCCCCGAGGCCUCCAGCCGGCCAAGCACACAAUGUCGCGUCGCAGCCUCCCCAGCGACCGACGCCGCCCAGGAACAGCCCUCUCGAAUACCUACCCAUACUGGAUCAGCAGGCGUCCCAGAUCCUAGCAUUUCUGUCUCGGUUGAGUCCGGCUGAUGCCAUGGGCUUGUCCACCAGACCAAAUGCCGCAAGCAGCAGAGAGUAUGCUUCCCUUCGCGCUGCAUUCGACCGAACUAGAAGACUCAUUAGCCCUGGAUGGCCGUUUCUACCACAGCAUGAUCUGGGCUUGCAGGAUACCAAUCAGAUCGAAAUUAUCCGCAAGGCAAAUCAGGCUAUCUUCAUGUCAAGCAUUUUCACGGGUGAGAUUGGUCUUCGGGACAUGGACCGGAGUUUUCUUCCUGUCUUCGUGCCUGAAAAUGGGGGUUUGCUGAAAGAACAGGGUACUAUGUUCCUCGAAUUGAAGACACAGGGUUUCAUUACUGCUUGGAGGACAGGUGCUGCUCCACCUGAUCUCGUCAUGCGCGACAUGUUCGGUCCCGAUCUUGACAAGGUGCUCCUGGCGAGAAGACCUGGCAGCACAACAUUGACUGACACUGAACGGGAGUUUCUGCGAACGCUGAACUCCCGUCGUGGUAUUCUUGAAAGUGCAGUCAAAACCAAGACCCUAGAUCAAUUACCAGUGACGUAUAAAUGGGAAGACUUCAGCCGGGAAGUUUCUUCCUACCUAAUCAACCACAUUAUGAAGACUGGAAGCAAUGGUACGGGCUUAGCAAAUGUGGAAAGAAAUGGAUCUACCAACAACCUUGAUCCAGGGCAAACGCAGGGUCAUAUUCCGGACCAUGGCCUCCCUGCACCGGGGUCCUCGAUGGGCUUCAAUCUCAACGAGCCAUUUGUCAAGGAGGACUUUGUGGCGCUUGCAGCGAGAGCUGCAGAGAUCGCAUUGCAAAGUACCUUGGGCCUGUCACCGUCAGAUAAGAUUCCAGACAUGCCCUCAUCGAACACUCCGACAGCAGCUGCGCCACCGUUUAUAUCUCGCGACAUAUCAACUCCGCAACCAGCUGCACUUGAGUCAAGGAUAUCACAAACAAACAAGAUGAUCAAUCCGUCCGAAGUGCCAACACCUGAACAGAAGCUUCCCGAGCGACAAGCACCCGAUCAGGGGAGUGCAACCGGAGAUAUUUCGCAUGCUUCGCAGACUGCACAGGUGAAGCAGGAAGUCGAAAUGGCCACAGGGGCUGAGGAGCGUCCAGUUGGAAUAGAUACUGUUGAAUCCGAGGUCAGGCAAGAAGCUCCUGUUCUCGCAGAAGAUGGUUCUGCUGUCCCUUCAAGUGAACCGGCGCAGACUCUCGAGCCGAGCUAG
This is a messenger RNA of Cladophialophora yegresii CBS 114405, 1743 nucleotides long. RefSeq lists its product as uncharacterized. Gene Ontology annotation, molecular function: protein homodimerization activity; double-stranded telomeric DNA binding. NCBI's taxonomy places the organism in Eukaryota, Fungi, Ascomycota, Eurotiomycetes, Chaetothyriales, Herpotrichiellaceae. The transcript has 2 exons. Gene Ontology annotation, biological process: telomere maintenance via telomere lengthening. The record is from RefSeq and is a predicted model, not a curated record. The coding region runs from base 1 to 1743 and encodes 580 amino acids.